AGGUCAGGGGUUGUCGGGGGGAGAGCAAGAUGGCGGCAGGCGGGUGACAUCGGCAAUGAUUUGUCAGGCAGUUAGUACUUCGACAUAAUAGGCUUGUGCAGCAGUUAUCAUAUCCCGAGCAACUCUAGAAUUAGCCAGUCCAUUUAUGGCGCUGUUGUACAGCUUAUUGUGGCGGCUCUUGCUGUUUCUGCUUCACGGCAGAGCGCUCGUCUCCUGGCUCCGUGCCCGUCUUCGGAGCUGGAAGGGGCGGCUGUGGGAGCGGGCAAUGGCCACAUUACUACUCCCAAUGGCCCUAGCUGGCUUCCCGGACCACCGGAGGAAGUCAAACCAUAACCCCGACGCUCAUGGCACGGCCGCAAAUGGAAACAGCGCUCCUAAUCGCCGACACCGGUGGCUGAACGACGGCCGGUCUUUAGAGAAGUUGCCGAGCCACAUCGGCCUGUUAGUAGCGGAAGAGGAGCCCAGCUACACGGACAUCGCCAACCUGGUUGUGUGGUGUAUGGCUGUUGGUAUAUCCUAUGUCAGCAUCUAUGAUAAUCACGGUAUUUUCAGGAAGAACAACUCCCGUCUGCUGGAGGUGAUAGUGAUGCAACAACAGCAUCUGCUCGGUACAGAGGGAUCCAAAUAUACUGUGGAGUUCCUGAGCGAUUGCGCCGACGAACACCGUGAUAAUGUGGUGUCAUGCAGGCCCACAGUGAAGGUGCUGUCCCCAGAAGACGGAAAGCAGAGUAUUGUUCAGGCUGCACAGCAACUCUGUCGCUCUGUGGAAAAUAAAGAGAGGAGCUCCAAAGACAUCACCGUCUCCAUGCUGGACGCACUGCUCAGAGAGUCAAAUCAUCUUCCAGAUCCAGAGAUGGUGGUGAAGUUUGGACCUGUUGACAGCACUCUGGGCUUCCUCCCCUGGCACAUCAGACUCACUGAAUUCAUUUUCCAGGCUACAAACAUGAGAAGACACCAAUGCAUCUCCAGCGUGCAAGACGGAGCACAGGAGGCUCCUCCUCCUCCUCCUCCUCCUCCUCCUCCUCCUCGAGGCCACUGGCCGUCUUCUCUCGCUCCUGUCGCUCGAGAAACGAUGCUGCCCGUCGUGUCCACUGCGGAGAGCCUGCCCAGAGGCGCGGGGACGCCGGCACCGGGCGUGUGCCGGCGGGUCAGGGAGGUCUUGAGCAGGGACCUGCUGGUGACAUUGGCCUUAGGUCAGGUCCUGUCCUUGUUGAUCUGUGCCAUCGGCCUGACUAGCAAGUACUUGGCUGAUGACUUCCACGCCAGCACACCAGUGUUCCAGAGCUUUCUCAGCUACAUCAUGCUGUUUCUGGUCUACACCACCACGCUGGCAGUCAGGCAAGGUGAAGGAAACUUGUUGGCCAUUUUGAAGCAGCGCUGGUGGAAGUACAUGGUUUUAGGUUUGAUAGACAUCGAGGCCAACUACCUGAUACUAAAAGCUUACCAAUACACCACACUGCCCAGUGUACAGCUGUUAGACUGCUUUGUCAUCCCAGUGGUCCUGCUGCUGUCCUGGUUCUUUCUAUUGGUGAGGUACAAGGCCGUCCACAUUGCAGGCACGGUAUUGUGUCUUUUGGGUCUCGGGUGCACGGUGGGGGCUGACGUCCUACUUGGCCGGCAGCAGAGCCUCGGGGAACAAAAGCUGUUUGGUGAUCUGUUAGUUUUGGGAGGAGCAACUUUGUACGGGAUCUCCAACGUUUGUGAGGAGUUCAUAGUGAAGAACCUGAGUCGCGUGGAGUUCCUGGGCAUGAUGGGUCUCUUUGGUUCGUUUUUCAGUGGCAUCCAACUGGCCAUAAUGGAACACAAAGAACUGCUGAAGGUUCCCUGGGACUGGCAGAUAGGUCUUCUCUAUGUGGGCUUCAGCGCCUUCACGUUCAGCCUGUACAGCUUCAUGCCGCUGGUCAUGAAGAAGACGAGUGCCACCUGGAUCAACCUCUCUCUGCUCACAGCUGACCUAUACAGUCUCCUCUGUGGCCUCUUCCUCUUUCAUUACAGGUUUUCUUGCCUCUAUUUGUUGUCGUUCUUCAUCAUUAUCUUGGGCCUGGCGGUUUAUUCCUCUGCAUCCACCUAUGUGGUUCAGGACCCCCGAGUCUACAAGCAGUUCAGGAACACAGUCGACCAUCGUACCAGUGACCCUCUCCAGCCCAGUCAUAGAGUCUCGGAGCCUUCAGUAGCAUACACCAGUUUGAGCCCUGAGUCGGGGGAGGAACUAAUUUAAGAUGGUCAAUGAGAUUGUUGACUCGUGGUGGACAUGUGGGAUGCAAAUGUAUGCAUGGUUUGGUCCUCAGUUGUGUACAAAAAGUUGUUUCUAGUCUGUUGAGCAGGUAAAACUGGCUGAUCACUUACUCAAUGAACCAUAUAUUGAUUUUAUGGUCUGUACUAAGGGAUAAGCUUGUGAUCCUCAAGCUAUGACAAAUCCUCGUACCCACCCGAAUGUGUACCUGAAAGAGACUGAAUGGUAUUAACUCAAGACUGGACCCUACAGUGGCGAUUGUAAAUUAUGAAGGAUGUCCAUAGUUGGUACACACACUAAUGUUAUGUUUUUUCUUUUUAGUACUGUGCUGUUUGUGCUUGAUAAGUGCAUAAACUAUGUUCCUGUUUGUGUAUGGGUGCUUAAUGUUUUGUUUUGUGUUUUUACAUUUUACAGCAAAGCCAUCUGCUAAAACAGAACUACAUGGUAGUUAUCAAUGACUUGAGCCCUUAACGACUUACUGCCACAAAUGGAACUGACACUGUCCAGUAAAUUGAUUUUAUUCAGUUACAAUUUAUGUUUGUAUCAAUAUUACAGGAACACUGUGGUCUGCUUUCCGAAAUUAUAUAAAAUAUUACGAUUAUUAAAAACUUAUGGACGUUUGGACUUUUACACACAUUUGCAGGUUUUGUCGCUUAAAAAUGCUUCCCAGCGCCUGCUAUGCACUUUUUUUUCCUUUUCAGUCCUAACUUCACACAGGCUGCUUUCCAAGCCAAUCCUGGGGCUUUUUAGGCUAGAGCGCUCCCCUUUACACGAGUUACAGGCAGUGCUUUGAAGCCCAAAACUUAGUUUGGGCUUUUACACACAUUUACAGUUUUUAUCGCUUAAAAUUGCUUCCCAGCCUCUCUUCAGUGCACAUGAAAGCCUGCGUGGAGUUUGCUAGAAAACACCUGAAGGACGCCCAAGAUGGCGAGAAAUAAGAUGCUCUGGUCUGAGAAGACCAAGAUAGAACUUGUUGGCCUUAAUUGUAAGUGGCAUGUGUGGAGAAAACCAGGGACUGCUCAUCGCCUGUCCAAUACAGUCCCAACAGUGAGGCAUGGUGGUGACAGCAUCACGCUGUGGGGGUGUUUAACAGCUGCAGGGACAGGGAGACCGGUUGCAAUCGAAGGAAAUAUGAAUGCGGCCAAGUACAGGGAUAUACUGGACGAAAACCUUCUCCAGAGUGCUCAGGACCUCAAACUGGUUCAUUCUUCAAACAAGACAAUGACCCCAAGCACACAGCCAAAAUACCGAAGGAGUGGCUUCAGAACAACUCCGUGACUGUUCUUGAAUGGCCCUGACUUAAACCCCAUUGAGCAUCUCUGGAAAGACCUGAAAAUGGCUGCCCACCAACGUUCACCAUCCAAUCUGACAGAACUGGAGAGGAUCCCCAAAUCCAGGUGUGAAAGACUUGUUGCAUCAU
Phycodurus eques (leafy seadragon) is the source of this 3653-nucleotide messenger RNA. Its product is annotated as solute carrier family 35 member F1-like. Bases 146 to 2218 code for a protein of 690 amino acids. Gene Ontology annotation, molecular function: transferase activity, transferring alkyl or aryl (other than methyl) groups; transmembrane transporter activity. Gene Ontology annotation, cellular component: membrane. NCBI's taxonomy places the organism in Eukaryota, Metazoa, Chordata, Actinopteri, Syngnathiformes, Syngnathidae. The transcript has 12 exons. Gene Ontology annotation, biological process: transmembrane transport. The record is from RefSeq and is a predicted model, not a curated record.